This is a messenger RNA of Phragmites australis (common reed), 1267 nucleotides long. Its product is annotated as syntaxin-111. Bases 113 to 1051 code for a protein of 312 amino acids. The record is from RefSeq and is a predicted model, not a curated record. The transcript has a single exon. Gene Ontology annotation, biological process: exocytosis; vesicle fusion; intracellular protein transport. Gene Ontology annotation, cellular component: endomembrane system; SNARE complex; plasma membrane. Lineage: Eukaryota; Viridiplantae; Streptophyta; Magnoliopsida; Poales; Poaceae. Gene Ontology annotation, molecular function: SNAP receptor activity; SNARE binding.
CCUCUCCUCCCAAACGCAAACCAACUCGCUCCUCGUCUCUUCGGCCGGCAAUCCCACCGCCGCGAAACCCUAACCGCAGAGAGGAGGCAAGGCAACCGAGAGGGCCGGCGCCAUGAACGACCUCAUGACCAAGUCCUUCAUGAGCUACGUCGACCUGAAGAAGGCGGCGAUGAAAGACCUGGAAGCGGGGGGCGACGGGGUCGAGCUCCCAGAGGCGGGCGGCGUCACGGACGAGCGCCUGCGGGGAUUCUUCGAGGAGGCGGAGGCGGUGAAGGCGGAGAUGGCGGCGAUCCGCGACGCGCUCGACCGCCUCCACGCCGCCAAUGAGGAGGGGAAGUCGCUCCACCAGCCCGACACCCUGCGCGCGCACCGCGGCCGCGUCAACGCCGACAUCGUCGCCGUGCUCCGCCGGGCCCGCGACAUCCGCGCCAGGCUCGAGUCCCUAGACCGCGCCAACACCGCGCAACGGAGGCUCUCCGCGGGGUGCCGCGAGGGCACGCCGCUGGACCGCACGCGCACCGCCGUCACCGCGGGGCUCCGGAAGAAGCUCAAGGACCUCAUGCUCGAUUUCCAGGCGCUGCGGCAGCGGAUGAUGUCCGAGUACAAGGAGACCGUGGAGCGCCGCUACUACACGCUCACGGGGGAGGUCCCCGAGGAGGAGGUGAUCGAGCGCAUCAUCUCCGACGGCCGCGGCGAGGAGCUCCUGGGCGCGGCCGUCGCGGAGCACGGCAAGGGCGCCGUGCUCGCCACGGUGCACGAGAUCCAGGACCGCCACGACGCGGCGCGCGAGGUGGAGCGCAGCCUCCUGGAGCUCCACCAGGUGUUCCUCGACAUGGCCGUCAUGGUGGAGACGCAGGGGGAGAAGCUUGACGACAUCGAGAGCCACGUGGCCAACGCCUCCCACUACGUGCAGGGUGGCAACAAGGAGCUGGGCAAGGCAAGGGAGUACCAGCGCAGCAGCCGCAAGUGGCUCUGCAUCGGCAUCAUCAUCCUGCUGCUCCUCGUCCUGCUCAUCAUCGUGCCCAUCGCCACCAGCUUCAGGAAGUCUUGAUUGAGACGGAGGAACAACGCCAGAGUUGUGAAUUGUGAUGAGGGGUUCGAAUUACAUUCGAUGGGUGGGUGGGUUCGAAUGAUCUGGACACUCUGCGGUUGUGUCUCAUCAUGUUGUUCGAUUUGUUCCUUAAUUACUUGCUGCCUGAAUGUUUCUGUAUCCAUCAGGAUUUAGCUGAUGAAAACACCAUUAAUUGCAGUUCCUACUUGUUAUUGA